This is a messenger RNA of Melozone crissalis (California towhee), 4593 nucleotides long. It is a transcript of the gene GABPA, whose product is annotated as GA binding protein transcription factor subunit alpha. NCBI's taxonomy places the organism in Eukaryota, Metazoa, Chordata, Aves, Passeriformes, Passerellidae. The record is from RefSeq and is a predicted model, not a curated record. Gene Ontology annotation, biological process: regulation of transcription by RNA polymerase II; cell differentiation. Gene Ontology annotation, cellular component: nucleus. Bases 198 to 1565 code for a protein of 455 amino acids. Gene Ontology annotation, molecular function: sequence-specific DNA binding; DNA-binding transcription factor activity, RNA polymerase II-specific. The transcript has 10 exons.
GUGGCGCUUUGGCGGCCGUGGGGAAAGGCCCUGGGAUCGGGAACCGAGGGCUCCCGCCGCGGGGAUCGCGGGGCCUCCCCGGCGUGUGAAAACUUAUUCCCGCUUGUAAAAACCCUGCUUUGGCCGAACACGUAGCAGCAUGUGUGGCGUCUUGUGGCUCUCCCCUUGCCGUGCUCUGUUCUUAAGACAUUGCAGCCAUGACUAAGAGAGAGGCAGAGGAGCUGAUAGAAAUUGAGAUUGAUGGAACUGAGAAACAGGAAUGCACUGAAGAAAGCAUUGUCGAGCAAAGCUACACCACUGCAGAAUUUGUGAGUCAGGCUAUUGACAUCAGUGAACCCAUUGGAAAUCUUAAGAAGUUGCUGGAACCCAGACUGCAGUGUUCCUUGGAUGCACAUGAGAUUUGUCUGCAAGAUAUCCAGCUGGACCCAGAUCGAAGCCUUUUUGAUCAAGGAGUGAAAACAGAUGGAACAGUGCAACUCAGUGUACAAGUAAUAUCUAGGCAAGGGAUAGAGCCCAAGCUGAACAUCCUGGAAAUUGUGAAGCCUGUGGAGACCGUGGAGGUUGUGAUUGAUCCAGAUGCUCAUCAUGCAGAGGCUGAAGCUCACCUUGUUGAGGAAGCUCAAGUGAUAACCUUGGAUGGCACCAAACAUAUUGCAACAAUUUCAGAUGAAACGUCGGAGCAGGUGACGCGGUGGGCGGCAGCCCUGGAAGGCUACAGGAAGGAGCAGGAGCGCCUCGGAAUUCCUUACGACCCAGUUCAGUGGUCGACAGACCAGGUGCUCCACUGGGUGGUGUGGGUGAUGAAGGAGUUCAGCAUGACUGACAUCGACCUCAACGCACUCAGCAUUCCUGGCCGCGACCUCUGCAACCUCAGCCAGGAAGAUUUCUUCCAGCGUGUCCCACGGGGAGAAAUCCUCUGGAGCCACCUGGAACUUCUUCGAAAGUAUGUGUUGGCUAGCCAAGAACACUCUGGAGAAAUAGCAACUGUUACAAUUGAUCAGCCUGUGCAGAUUAUACCAGCAUCAGUACAGCCUGCUACCCCCACCACCAUCAAAGUGAUAAACAGCAGUGCAAAAGCAGCCAAAGUACAGAGAGCUCCAAGGAUCUCUGGGGAAGAUAGGAGUUCCCCUGGGAACAGAACAGGGAACAAUGGCCAGAUCCAGCUGUGGCAGUUUUUAUUAGAACUUCUCACAGACAAAGAUGCCAGGGACUGUAUUUCUUGGGUUGGUGAUGAAGGAGAGUUUAAAUUGAACCAGCCUGAACUGGUUGCACAGAAAUGGGGACAGCGCAAGAACAAGCCCACCAUGAACUACGAGAAGCUGAGUCGGGCUUUGAGGUAUUACUACGAUGGAGACAUGAUCUGCAAGGUGCAGGGCAAGAGGUUUGUGUACAAAUUUGUGUGUGACCUGAAGACUCUGAUUGGGUACAGCGCAGCGGAGCUGAACCGCUUGGUCACGGAGUGUGAGCAGAAGAAACUGGCCAAGAUGCAGCUCCAUGGCAUUGCACAGCCAGUGACAGCAGUGGCCCUGGCCACAGCAUCCCUGCAAGCAGAGAAAGAUAAUUAAGCACUGGGACCUGUAAGUGGGAACCUGAGGCCUUUCCUCUAUAACCAGAGCACUUGGUGCUCUUACCUUGAUCAGAAUUGGAAACGUCUUUUGUUUCUUGAUUGUACAAUACAGAGCAUGAAUUUCUAUAAAGAACUCAGACAUGCAUAAAUUUGGAUCUUUUAACAGCAUAUAUUUUACUGUAAUUUAAGGGAUCACCCCAACUUCUGCAGCUAGUGAGAGGUGGAGCCUGUGACCACAGCUGUGCAAAGUAAUUUCUGCAACACUUUUAACAAAAAUUAAGUCCCUGUAGUCCCCAGGCUGAUCAGUUGUGUGAGUGCAGCCUUUUCCAGUCUUUUGUUCUCUGCUGAACUACCAAAUGGCAUUUGAUGCUUUCAAAGUUUACAAUAUAUUCAUUUUUCUGUUAAUCAGGUGGAGCUGAAAGACAUGUUAAAUGUUACAAAGCAUCAAGUUCUUAAAAUAGCUUCUGUGUUUAAAAGCAAAGGACACUUAAGACUAGACUUAACUGGAGAUCAGUGCUGAAGAAGAAGAUCCAGGUUUAGAUAUGGCUUAAGUGAAAAGCCAAUUAUGAGUAUUUCAUUGUAGUAUGCACAUAAUAUACAUAUAGGAGGGCAAAUACAUGUUUUGAAAUACAUACUUGACAUGAGCCAUUUGGCAGAAAGCAAAGGUGAACUUCUUCCCCCCAUGCCAUUCCCCAUCAGGUAAUUCAAAAACUUGAAAAAACAGCCCUCACCCAAAGAGUAGAUUGUUUUGGUGGGGAAUAUUAAUGCUGUGUUCUGCAAGGUGCUUAUACCUGCAUGGUCAACCUUAGUAUCCAAAGACUUAAGUGAAUCACAGUCAGUAGUCCCUGGUUAGGAACAGAAAGCAAAUUGAAAAUAGUUUUACAGAGAACUGUGGUUUAAUUUCCCAAUCAUUGUACAGUCUAACGUAUAUUAACUACAAAGAGGUACUUUUUAUUUAAAAUUAAGUUCUCUUUGAACUUCCAAGUGAUAUUUUUGAAGCUUCUUAAGCCAAAUGCAUGCUCCAGAGCUGGGUGCAAUUUGAAGUCUGGAUGAUGAGCCAGCAAUAGUUGGGAUGUAUCCUGAAUUCUGAGCUACUCAGUGCUUCUUGCAAACUUACACAUGCAGAAAAAAGUAGGCUUCAGCUUUUGAGUUUCCAUGCUGGUUAGACUGUUUCUUUUGAUGUCUGAGAACGGCAAGAUUUGGGGGUUGCUUUUGCCUCUUCUGCUAAUAAACAGCACAAUUACUAUGUCAGCAUUGAUUUUCACCAACUUUUUAGAAAUUAAACCCCCUCUUGUAACACUUAACAAUUACAAGGGAAGACCUUUAAUUCUGUUAGGGAUUGAGCUACUCUUAAACCUUAAAUCUGAAGUCCUUGAACAGUGAGAUUCUGAACAAAACCCCACAAAUCUGAACAAAGUGUGUUUGUGCUGAGCAGUGAGAGCACUGGGCUGCUGCUCUUGAGCUGAGCAGGAAUGGUUACACAUGCAGGCAGAAGGCAGAGAAUACAAAGACUUGUGUGUAUCCUCAAGAUGUGUUGAGGGCAAGGUUUUUUUGUAGGUGGAUGCUCAUCUGCAGAUAGUUUUUGCUUGACUAGAAGGUUUGCAUAUAGUUCUAACUUGUGUUUUUUCACCAUUGACAUGAUUAUAAAAUCAAAGGGUUUUUUGCUGGAUUCUUUUGGUAACUCUUACUGUUGUUCUCAUCCUUGAGUUCUUACAGCACUCCAUCUGCUGAGCAUGCUGGUGUCAUUUUGCUUGUAAAAAACACUGUAAGCCCUGAGCAAAAAAUCUGAAUGUAUCUGUCAUGAAAGGUCAACAUCACCCCUUUUCUUGCUGUUGGAGUUGGUGUCACUGAUUGGUGUUGGAGGCAUCCUGUGCAGGUCUGCUUAACCAAGAAUUAUGUGAAGUGAAUGCUUGAGCGCAGCAGCUCUGCUUGUAACAACAUUCUGUGACUAAACACAAGUCAGUACAAGUCACUGGUUCUAGACAGCAGAGUUCUUGAGAGGCAUUUUUAGUUCAAAUACAGGAUAAAAAGAAAAGAAGCUUAAAACACCAGCUUUCUAUAUCAAACUGGACUGUGGGUAAGCACAGCAAAAUUGAAAAGCAGUAUCAAUACUUCAUUCCCCUGCCUCUUCCUGUUCCAUGGUAAGUCUGAUGGGGGAAACCUCUGCUCCCAUCCUUUGUUUGUGGUUACAUCCUGUUGUUGCUUUGCAGCCUUUCAGUAGGAGUAAUGGUCCUUGGGGUUCUUUGUUGUGGCUCCAUCUGCUUCUCCACCAAGUUCUAAUUAGUAAAGAAAGAACCUUUCAAGUGGUAUCAAAUUAUUAUCACGCUGUCUGUAGUUGAGGGAGAAAUCUGUGACUAACUUGAUGUCUUCAGUAAAACAAAAGAUGUAGAAUAUAUUGUCAAAGGAUUUUCUGUUACUGCCAGAAGGAAAACAUAGAAUAUUCCCAAUUUUUGUAAAACAGAAGGGGUUUUGCAUACUUUUUACUCUUUAAAUAAAGACACUUAUACUCUGCUAAUUAUUACAAAUUUCUUUGUUUUGCCUUUUUUUUUUUUGUAAUUUUCCAUGAAACAAUUAUUUUCUAUUUUUACUCUGAUAAAGUAUUUGUGGAUAAAAUGUCAAUAUAGUAAAAUAAAAAUGUUAUACAGCUAAUUUGCCUUCUUAAUUUUUCAGACAUUUGUAAUAUCUUUCAGGGACAAGCAGUUCUGAGAUGCAUACUUGCCCUUUAUUCUCUUUUCUCUUAAAGUCAGAAGCUCAGUGUAGAAAGAAGGCAAACUCAGCUUAUAUUCUGAAGAUCUAUCUUCUUGGACUCAAUAUUUGGCUAUGUGUUUCUACUUUUAAACUAUAACUCAGUGUCCUUUAUUUCUGUAGCAGCUUUCUUUAACAUCUUAAUUGUAAAUCUCAGAAUGGUGCUUAGAUUAAACAAAUGAUGAAAACUCAGUAGUAGGACAGAAUGGAUCCCUGUGAAAUUAUUCCAUUUUUGCUUUUAUCAGUGUUUAAAUCAGAAAGGUUCACGCUGACCUGUAAAU